CGUCUGAAUGACGGCACAGAGAGAGAGAGAGAGGGGGUUCUGUGUGAGAGAGAGCGUCAGAGAGAGAGGGUGGAGAGAGAGAGAGAGAGCAUCAGAGAGAGGGUGGGGAGAGCGUGAGAGAGAGAGCGUGUAGAGCGUCAGAGAGAGAGAGAGCGCACGGGAAGAAGAGAGAGCGUGAGAGAGAGUGGAGAGAGAGAGAUCAUCAGAGAGAGGGUGGGGAGAGCUGUGUGAGAGAGAGAGGAGAGAGUGGAGAGAGAGCGUGAGAGAGAGAGCGUGGAGAGCGUCAGAGAGAGAGAGAGAGCGCACGGGAAGAAGAGAGAGCGUGAGAGUGGAGAGAGAGAGAGCAUCAGAGAGAGGGUGGGGAGAGCUGUGUGAGAGAGAGGAGAGAGUGGAGAGAGAGGAGAGUGCAGAGUGAGCGUCAGAGAGAGUGGAGAGAGAGCGUGAGAGAGAGAGAGCGCACGGGAAGAAGAGAGAGCGUGAGAUAGAGUGGAGCGAGAGUGCAUCAGAGAGAGCGUGAGAGAGAUUGCAAAGAGAGCGUGAGAGAGAGCGUCAGAUAGAGAGAGAGUGAAGAGAGCAUCACAGAGAGAGCGAGAGAAUCAGUCGGAGUAGACGUGCAGAAGAGAAGAGAAGAUUUAGCGGAGAGAGACAGAAGCGAGAAGAGUGAGCGAGUGUGGAUCAGCAGCAGCAGGAGGAGCAGCAGGAGGAGGAGGUGCUGACUCAAUCCCUGCAGCAGCCCAGGGAGAUGGGAGCCAUGCUGCAAGCCCUGUGCGUCGUCAUCACUCUCGCACUCUUCGCCGGAGCCUCCGUCUCCCAGGAUGCCAGUUUGACUCCCAGCCCAGCGCCGUCCGCCGCCGCCGCCGCCGUCGUCGCGACCUCCGACCUCAUCCUGGGGAAGAACUCGUCGCUCGCGCUGCUCGAGUGCCGCCUCGUGCCGUCGGGCGACGAGGUGGUGGCUCGCUCGUGGCUCCACAAUGGCUCGAAGAUCCACGGCGACUGGGUGCCGAGCAACUACAUGAACCACACCGUUCGUAGCUUGCUCGAGGCCGGCGCUUACACCUGCCUCUUCGGCAGCAAACACAACUCCUGGAACGCAACCGUUCUGGUCAAAGCCGCCCCCCAGUUCGACGCGGUGUCGUCGGGGGGCAAGAAGGAGCACAAGAAGGACCACAAGAAGGACCACAAGAAGGAGCGCAAGCUGUCGGCGUACAUCGGCCACAAGACCGUGAUCAGUUGCCACCUGGCCUUCCAAGGCUUCCCGACCCCAACCUGGACGUGGUUCAAGCUGUCUGCGGACAAGAAGACGCUCACGCCGCUGGGCGACGCGGAGAGCGAGAGUGGCGCGAAGACGCAGCACGUGAUCGCCGCGGUCUCGCGCGAGGACGAGGGCGAAUACCUGUGCGUCGCCAGCAACGACGCCGGCUCCAGCAACGACACCGUCACCUUCAAAGUUCACGACCUACGUGACGCAGUGUGGCCCUUCCUGGGCAUCGCCGCCGAGGUGGUCGUUCUCAUCGUCAUCAUCUUCGCCUGCGAGAAGAUGGGGCGCAAGAAAGCGACGGCCACCCCUGUCGAGGAUGACGGAACUAUGGCACUGAAGGGCGCAGCAGAGAAUAGCCAUGCCGACACGAAGGCCGUCAGGCAGAGGAACAGCAAGUAGACCGCCGUGCCUGACCGCACUCCGCACGACUGGAGGUAAGCGGGGGAGUGGAGCGCCAGGCGUGCAGUGACUCGCUUGCCGGUGAUGUGCGAUGGCUUUCCACGAAUCAGGAUUUGAGGUUCAGUUUGGUGUGGCUCAGAGGUGGUGAGGCCCAAGGGGGCACGUGGCUUUGCUGAUGAAUUUUACGUGGACCGCCUUGCGUGCCGCGUAUCCCACGUGUUGGGCGUUGGCGUUGAAUUUUAUUUUUACACGCUUUCAUUUAACUCACUGUCUGUUGUCGUCGUUGUUGUUGUCAUUGUAUCCUCAAAUCUUGUAACUCAAUUU
Lethenteron reissneri (Far Eastern brook lamprey) is the source of this 1981-nucleotide messenger RNA. Its product is annotated as basigin-like. NCBI's taxonomy places the organism in Eukaryota, Metazoa, Chordata, Hyperoartia, Petromyzontiformes, Petromyzontidae. The record is from RefSeq and is a predicted model, not a curated record.